Molecule: messenger RNA, 1823 nt
Organism: Aaosphaeria arxii CBS 175.79
Lineage: Eukaryota; Fungi; Ascomycota; Dothideomycetes; Pleosporales
Exons: 2
Coding region: 322-1569 (415 amino acids)
Source: RefSeq, a predicted model, not a curated record
UUUUGAUCCUGUUCUCCCGCCAGGCCCUAUAUUGUAAUGCCUUGCCACCGUCCAUAUAUAAAUAGUCUUUCCCUCCAUAAUUUGAGAGGCUAUCCAUCACUCAUUGCUGGGUUUCUUCCUUUGCUCAUUGUCAGAAACCCCUUCUUCCUACCUUUCCGGGCCUGUAUAUCACAGAUCUUGCCCAAUUUGUCUCAGAAUAUUUCCUGUACAGAUCCUAACAUAUCCCGACCCGCACUUCCCUGGCACGUCUGAUUAGGCGAGCACUCAACUAUUGGAAACCAGAUUCGACGCUCCGGAGGUGGAAAAGCAUCCUAAAGAAUCAUGGACGACAAUCAUCCACAGGCUGUGAAGGCGUCCCAGGGCGGCCAAGAUCUGAAUGGUUUCUGGAUGUAUGUCGAUUGGGAAUCUGAAUUCCAAUCUGGAUUUGCACCAAAGAACCUUGCUCGUAGCACUGUGACAGUGCGAAAGAUGCCAGACCACAAAAGAGCUCGAAGACAGCAAAAGGGUUCUGCGGGACAAGCAAGGAAUGAGACUCCACCCUUUCUCAAGGCCCACCAUACGAAGCGAUUUGGCAAGAUAAGUGCCCAUGGAAAGCUUUUCGCCCAUGCUACCGCGAAUCUCAAGAUCGAUGUGUCAAGGAAAGAUGGCAGCACGAUCUCGAUACCUUUGAAGGUUCUUGCCAACCGCAAAAAAUACCAACCAAACUCGCACAUUUACGAUAACUUAGCUCAGCAAGCUUCCAUGGCCUUGGAGAAUCAAUGGCAAUCGCUGGUGACCUCACGACCUUCACAAGAAGCCUCGCGACCUACACAAGAAGAGUCGCUGCUCAUUGCUUAUUCAUUCGGGAUGAAGGAGAAAUAUGUUGAAGUUGCAAGCAGAAUCACCGUACAGUGUGCCAUCAACGAGCAGGGGAGUCUCCUAGAGGUUGGCACAGAUGUACCUCUGGAUCGCGUCAUCCCUCCUCACGCAGCUGGUGCCAUUAAGAAGACACGCCUACAUAUAAUCGACUCCAUUCUUGAGGAAGUAUAUCGACAACGUAGCACCCUACAAGCCCUGAAUUCAUGUCAGGUAGGGCGUCCUGACCAGUGCGAAAACCCUGGUACAAGCUCUCAGAAUGACCGGUCCGCGCAGGGGAACGCAAUUUCGGGCCUCAAUGACUGGAACGACUUCAUUCACUUAGGAAUACGACAGGAAUGCGCGUUCCUAAACUACGAGGCUCUCGCAUCGCUAUUGGAAGCAGAGGGUCUCUGGCCUCCAGUUUCGGCUACUUCGAUCCGCAUGUCGGUCUAUGAGCUCACGCAUAAGCUGUAUUCCAUCAUAACUCCUACGAUGACUGCCGAUGGCGAGAUGCAUCGGGAUUGUGGGAUUGGUUUCACGCUGUGGAACGGCACGGUUAGGAUUGUUAAUCAGAUGCCGGAGCCGGUCUCUGACGAGGCGAAGAGGGCUAUGGAGCUGCACGCGAAGAAGUUUGAGCCUCCCUGUGUGCCUGUUGGAAGUGUACAUGACACCGACGUUGUUCCUAAUGGUGCUGGGCAGGUCCGUGGACGGGCUGACAGUGGCACCUUUUAGGGGAAGUAGAAGACUGGUAAAAUUCUGAUGGCUGCCUUGGGCUUGGAUCAUGCUGUUCUAUAGGAGACUGAUGAUUCCCUGGAGGAGAGAUCAUCGUAUGGAAGGCUGAGCAUGAUUGAAACAGGGACUGUUCGUUUUGUUUUGAUGGGUUAUAAGGUCAGGCUCAUUGGUUCAGGUUUGUGAGUGCAAUGCCUUACGAGCGCCUUUCGAGUUUGAGUGAUGAGUCUGAAUUAAAGAUUCGAUUAAAAAAAAUC